Molecule: messenger RNA, 3928 nt
Organism: Physcomitrium patens
Lineage: Eukaryota; Viridiplantae; Streptophyta; Bryopsida; Funariales; Funariaceae
Biological process (GO): regulation of DNA-templated transcription
Molecular function (GO): DNA-binding transcription factor activity; DNA binding
Source: RefSeq, a predicted model, not a curated record
AUUUGCAUAAACAGUAAGAUUCGUUGACAAUGGCCGGCCAAGCGGUGGAGGAUGUCUCUGGUGAGGUGCAUGCGAUCGCCCUGGAUCGUGCACCCUUAAGUAUGCGCUGCGACAGGUCAAGUCGAAGUAACAUUUGCAAGUUACAAUAUUUUUGGUGUGGACUGUGGUGGAGCCCCUGAGAUGGACAGGAGAGGGCCUGGGUGCUCCAGACCAUGAGUACAAAAUCUUCGCAGGCGAGGAAGAGAUCUGUCUUGAGCUCACUCGUCGACCUUGUCAUCGUCAUCGUAGCAGUUGCCUUCAACCUAUGCUUCCGUUCCACACUCUUCCUCGAUAGUCCUAAUACGAGGACUACACGCUUGCUGAAACGGAGAUAUUACCACUGUUCAAGUGCUCUCCACUACAGUUAAUGAAUUCCAGAACACUAGUAUCGCAGCAUCGCUUACCAACGUAGCGAGCCUGGCUAGAGUUGGUGGAGCUCGUAGUUCCAGGCAUGUGGUUAUGGUUGUGGCUGUGGUUUUCUAAAUGCGAUCUGCGAUGAUGAUUUUUAACAUGUUCAUCGAUGGCUCCCUUCUAGAGUCUGACGAGUGGUGAGAACCUUAGGCAGGAAUUGUUGCAGCUCAAGGACGCGAAUUCUAUAAGGGCGCAAAAUGCACUAUCACAUGGGGUUGCCCUUCAUGUGCUGGUCUAGUUAUCUGUAUUAACACUGUACUUGGCGAUAGGUUCAUCAACACAAGGUUUUUAAGGUUCCGGAGCCUCUGCUACAAAAUGGCGCCUCGUAAACUGUUCGAUCUCAACAAGUUGCCUGCUUUGGAUGAAGAGAUGGAAGAAGUUGUCGCAGUGGAGGGACAUCUCACAGGUCAUCGAAGACUGGAGUGGACCACAGAGAGACGAAGCCAGAGAUCGUCGACUGUUGACACAAACGUGUCCUUGCUGCUCCAAAAUGGUGCUGCAAAUGGCAUCUCAUGGCAAGCUCUCGGUGGGGUAAUGAAUCAGGGAGCCAAAAUUGCUAACGCGAAGCCUAACGGUUGGACUUCAUUGCUGGCACCACAUUCUCAAGCAGCAGGGUGUUUGACCACCGAGCGGAGCUCCAUGGAGUCGUGCUUUGUAACCUCAAAUACAACCGAGGGAGUUGCAAUAUUCAAUAUGCGUCCGUUCUUCGAAAAGCAAGCGAAAAGACUGUUAGAGAUGUGGUCAAUUAGCGAGUUGGAAUUGAGACUGCCUGAAAAUGAGAUGUCUUGUCAGUCUACCACAGAUAUCAAUGUUGGGAAUAACAUCAAAUAUCAUAUCGAGGUUUCUGAUGAACAAAGUGAAGGUCGCGGUCCAAAUAUGUAUGAUUUCGAACAUUCAGAAACCAUGAUGCGCCAGCGAAUUAAACCCAAGGCAGUAAUCGAACCAACAAUUGAAGAAGCGGCCAACAAUACAAGCCAGCUGCGUAAGUCACUUACUCGCAUUGAUAGUGGAACAUUGAAGCUCACAGGAGCAUCUCAAGAAGGUGCGACACUUGGGAAUCAAACAAAAUCCAAACACAAUCUCAGGCCGGCUGACCAAGAACCUGUGGUCAAUAGUACCGAACAUCAAGAGGAACUCCUCAGAGAAAAAAACAUUAAAGCCCUGGCAUUCGAUGCAACAUUUGAUUUCAACACAGAGAGAUGCACCCCUACAUCUCCCUGCAAGCGGUGUUUAGAGUUCUGUGAGACUCCCUUCCCCGCGGCCCUCGCACCUGGCUGCCCUAUAGGAGACGACCCAGUGUUCGCUUCUGGCAAUGACGAGGAUGUUCCCCCUAUUCUGAAGAAUAGAAACGAGGAAGAAGUUGCUCUAAGAAAACAAUCACGGCAUGGUCCCAAGAGUAAGAGUUCUAAAUAUAGAGGUGUGACGUUCUACACCAGGACGGGAAAGUGGGAAGCCCAUAUUUGGCAUGAGUCUGCACAGGUGUACCUUGGUGCAUCUGACACAACAGAAGAAGCUGCCAGGGCAUAUGAUAAGGCUGCUAUCCUGCUGAUUGGCCCCGAUGCAGACAUAAAUUUUAAACCUGAAGACUACCCAAUGGAAAUGAGACAUCUGUACAAGCUCAACAAGGAACAGCUUGUGAUUUAUCUGCGGCGAGAUAGCAGAGGUUAUGGAGCUCAGGCCUCAUUUCCUGGAGUAAAGCAUAUCAAGAAGAAUACAUACCAAGCUGCGUGUGGAGAUACUAUCUUGGGCACUACUUACCCCACUGAAGAAGAUGCAGCCAGGGCCGUAUAUAAAGAAGCAGUAAGAUGUUCUUACGGAGGAAUGGCAAGUUGGAUCAUCAACACUCACCACGUCAGGAACAUACCAUCGUAUGCUUGGCAACGGUUAGCUGCGUUAGAUCCUGAGGAGGUCACGAAACUGACAGCAGGAACCAACAUCGGCUCCUGCAGUGCGCUGAGGAAGAAGUGUUCCUUAAAAAGACGCAACUUAUCUUCGCAAAAGAAGAACAAGAAGAAGCGCUCAUCUCGCUCAAAGAAAAAGCAGUCCUUCACAUCCCCAAAGAAUACCACCAUAUUCGCCACCUCUGAUACUACAAAGUCCGUCCCAGCUGGUCAGGAUGAAGACGCUGUUCCUAAAACUUGUCACGAGAACAGCCGAGCUUGGGGCGCUCAGCCGGCUAGCUGCAGAUCUCCUGACAGGCAUUGCGCCUGCACUUCCUCCGGAGAAGAUAUCACUCUAGCAAACGGGGCCUGCAGCUCCGGUGCUCGCUCACAGCAAACAACUCGGCCAAUGCAUUUGCAACCUCAUGUCGCAGGGCGUGGCACAUCCCAUGCGGAAAUGCUGUGUUUAGCAACAGGCUCCGCCUUCUCAUCGCGACGGAGGGUAUUCGAAAAAAUAUCAUCAGAUUCAGAAAGAGUAGCGAUUCAAUCCAACGACUUUCCCUCGUCGUUCGGUCGAUCUGCGCUGAGCUCUAGCGAUCAGAGGUUCACAUCCGAAACAGGAUUUGUUUCAGCACACGUCAAGAAGUCAUCGAUAAUGAACCCUUCUGUAAAUAUCCCCACCGACUCCACCAAAUUCAAGUUGUUCAAUGUAGAAAUCAACGUGUCGGAGGAGAUGGCCCAUGCGGGACGGGGCGGUCACCCUCAAGCACAAACCAGCAACGAAGUCGGAUUCCAAAGCCAUGACUGCACCACACAUUCAGGGGAUACCCAGGACCUCCUGCACUUGCCGAGGAAGAGGACCAAGAUCACUAAAAGUGUAGACACGAAUGAUCCAUGGGAGUCAGGGUUGCAAACUGUGACAAGAAGUGAAUAUUGUAGUCCAUUCGAGGCAGUUGCAGCCAUCAGUCGACGGCAUGAGGUGACUCCGCUAAACUGCAGACCAUGGCUGCAACCAGACACCAGCCUGGCACCGCUGCGACCCCAAGGCAGACAAUCCUGGACAAUGCUGGAAACAUCACCACUACCACCACCAUCUUCCCCAUCGACCGUCACUAGCGUGAAUGCACUGCACAGAUCAGGGAGCCUUUCACUUGUGCAGCCUGCAGGCUCCACGCAUCUGGUGCUGCGGCGAGUGUCCGAGAUGAGCCGGCGCCUUAAACUACCCGCUCAUCUGAGAAUCGUGCGGCUCACAAGUCCCGCACCCAUGCACCAUAAAUCUAGCCGCACUGACACAGGAUCACGCAUCUAGCUACCGCGGCAUCGCACGGUUAUCAGCUCCGCCGACCGUUAUACCGUGUCUGUGGGCUUCGAUACUACUUUUCCUGUGACUCCCUUGCAGAUAGAGCCUCCCUGUGACUAGAGGAAGCCAUUUAAGAGUUCCUAGGCUGUCAAGAGUGCUACAAGACGUAAGAGCUUCUUUUAACUAAAAUUGCACUUGGGGCUCCAAGCUCACCUUGUCACAAAAAAAUAUUACGUUUCAAACAUCAAACUCUAAGCUGCAAAACUAAUUAAUGCAAUGUGAAAUUUGGUUGACUAUC